ACAAAAUGCGCAAGUGGUUGCUGAUUGAACUCUAAUUUAUUCCUGCUUGCAGGGAAUCAGAACGAUGAAUAUCAAAAUCUACCUGUCCUCCAAACUGAUCGAGAGUUGUACGUUCUGCGAGCUGUACGGUUUGGUGGAAGAUUUGCGCGAUGAGAUACGGUUCACGGUGCUGGAUGAUCGGCCGCUACCGGCCUAUCAGGAGCCGAUCGGGAAAAUCUGUAGUGUCAGCGACUACGCGCAGUACCGGGCAGCCCAGAAUGACCGGUCGUUGCGGGAACAGAUGGCCAGGGAGGACAAUUUCUUGCGGCUAGUCAUUUCGAACAGCGGCCGCAUCAAGCAUGUGAUGGCCAAGGUGAAAGGCGUUACAAUCGAGUCACUUAACAAGCUGCUCAUCAUCUACGACGAUCGAGGCUUCGACAAUCUUGCCGAAAACGAUCUGCAUGCCACCGACUGUGAUAACGAUCUGCUGCACCUGGCACGCCUGAUAAAGGCCACUAAAGUGGAACCCGUUGGCAUUGGGGAGAAGCUGAGCGCUGUGGCCAACCAGCCCACCGUACGGUGGGUCGCCAAUCUGUUGGGACCUGCUGGCAGAGUCCUCGGGAUGGGCUUACGGCGAACGGCACUGUACUAUCAUUUCAACGAGUGGAGCGAAUGCGUACAGCAAAAGGGAGCCAAUGCGGUCAAGUGGACGCUCCUGACGGACAUCUGUCUCGGAGUGGCCGUUUUAAGUCUGAUCCUCUGUUUCGGUAACCCUGGGACGAGAUUUAUGGAGUUUGCAGAGAUUGUUGUGGACAAUUUGUUGCGGCUAUUGCAAACGUUGCGUGGCAAUCCGAUAGGAUUGAAGUUAAAUGGUUCGCUGAACGAGUUCUUCUUCAGCUGCUUCAGCUAUCAGGUGGAUCUCUGGUGGAUGUUCCUUAUAAUUCUUUCACCUGCGAUUCAGUUCCUCUUCGUACCGUUAUCCAUGCUUGGUCUACUAGGGCUCUCAUUCCAGGCAGCGAUGCUGUCGGAUCUGAUUGUACUGAUCAGUCUGCAUGCGCACUGUUUCUACAUUUAUGUGGCUGUUCUCUAUCGUAUCGAGGUUGGAGGGAUCGGGUCCCUCUAUAGAACGGUGCUGGGAAAGAAGCGUAACGUCCUACGUGAUCGUGUCGAGGCGCACGAUUACAUGAAUCGGCAACUUUUUCUUGCCACCCUGUCCUUCACCGUUUUGCUGUUUCUGCUGCCAACCAUCUUGUUCUACUACAUUGUGUUCGCUACGCUUCGAUUCGCCAUCUACUGUGUCUCGUACGGGUUGAUGACGCUCCGGCGCACCAUCUUAAGCUUUCCAUUUGACGCGAUGAUGCGGUGGUUGUGUGGAACCUACACCAAUCUGGACAGCCUAGAGCUGUACAAUAUCGGUGCGAUUGCGAAGGAAAACGUUACCAUCACGUACGUUGCUCCUCGAGCGGCCACCUUUUGGUUCCGUGAUACGAACAGCGAUUAUCCACGGUGGACCCCGAAACAUCGGGCCACCAUCACGAUCAGCCAGUUCUUCAUAAGCCUUAUCAAGGGUGAGCUGAUUGCAUUCAUACAGCCCGAUGAAUGGAAUGAACCGGUAGCGUCGGGUUCGUGUACCGAUUAGCCGAAAACAAUAAAAAACCCAUUUCCUGUGCCACAACUAGUGUGGAAAA
Molecule: messenger RNA, 1667 nt
Organism: Anopheles darlingi
Lineage: Eukaryota; Metazoa; Arthropoda; Insecta; Diptera; Culicidae
Gene: PIG-Q
Exons: 5
Coding region: 65-1618 (517 amino acids)
Biological process (GO): GPI anchor biosynthetic process
Cellular component (GO): endoplasmic reticulum; membrane
Source: RefSeq, a predicted model, not a curated record